UGCUGCGUCAACACCACAACUUCUUGUUUGAUCACUUGCUACAUUCUCGGUAUAUCAGGAUGGUUUUCUGACGAUGUCGUGACCCCCAAUUUCCAACACCUUUACAUAAGCCACCUUCAUUUUGCCUUCUCCGUCCCUUUGGUCAGUUGACCCGGAACCUGAACAGUGAACGCCGAAUGCCAGCGCGAUCUGACCUGCGCCUCGAAUCCUACGUCGUCGAAAUUACCAGCCAUCCUCUGUCGCAAAUCCUCUUCUCCACGAGCAGCCGCACAUUUUGUCAGAUUCUCAAGCAAACCUUCUCCGAAUUGCCCCAGUCCAGAUAAAUAAUGGCUUCUCAUCUGCGAGCCGAUAUCCUGCAUGGCAGAAACCAUCCCGGCGACCACUCGUCCGACACGCGAUGGAGGCAUGAGGAAUCAAGGUCUUACGCACGGCAUGCUCUUGCAAACCCGCGCGAGGCAGAUGGGAGGGGCGGCAGCAAAGAUCUUGCGGAUUUCUUGAACAGCACAAGAAUCGAAGGACCUCGGGCAUCGGCGGCACACAGGUCGAAGCCUCUUAUGGUUCCUGGGAACGUUCGAGGCCCAGGAGCUCAGAACUUGAGUGCAGAAGAAUCUACAGUUGCGGUUGGAGAAGCUACACAGGCCAAUACGGGCACAAUGGAAGUCAAAUGUGGUCCGCUCCUCAACUACAGGCGCAUGGAGAACGAGACUUGGUAUGGCAGCGUGUUAAUUGUGACAAAAGGAGGUGGCCUUAGGGAAGGCCCUGUGGCACCUGAGCUGAGAUUGAGAAUUCUCGGCCCAGCGCACACCGUUACAUCUGGACAAGUAGGACUCAACGGAGCCGGAGGCGAACCUUAUGGAAUGGUGAAUGGAGUCGAUUAUGGAGGGUUCGAACAACCAAGUUCGGCAUCACCAGCACCAAGUAAUGGCGUGCAAAAACAAGAAGCUACUGGUGGUGGAAGCAGUUCCGAGGACGUCAAAGUCGAGGGUACGAAACUAUAUUCAGAUCCUACAAACACAUUCUGGAGGUUCGAUUUGCAGGUGCCAAUGCAGCAAUCCGAAUUACACUGCGAAUAUGACAUUCCCGGCUUGAGUUUCCCGACAGGUGAGAAGAGAGACAAGCAAAACUUCUUUAUCCCCGCCAUAUCGGAGUCAAUGAGGAUCAUGUUCCAUUCUUGCAAUGGAUUCAGCGUUGGCACAGAUGAGAAGGCUUGGAGCGGUCCCGCACUUUGGAAUGAUGUCUUGCGAGUACACCGAAAGACUCCCUUCCACGUGAUGCUGGGCGGUGGAGAUCAGAUCUAUAACGAUGGCAUUCGAGUGCAUGGCCCUCUCAAGGAGUGGACUGGUAUCGGAAAUCCGAAAAAGAGGAGAGAAUACCCCUUUCCUGAGAAAUUGAGGAAGGACUGUGACAAAUAUUAUGUCGACAACUAUAUUCGAUGGUAUUCAACGGAACCGUUCGCAAGUGCCAAUGGACAAAUUCCUCAGCUGAAUAUAUGGGAUGACCAUGAUAUCAUUGAUGGUUUCGGCUCAUAUGUUGACGAGUUCAUGCGCUGUUCAGUCUUUCGAGGCAUUGGAGGCACUGCAAACAAGUAUUAUCUACUCUUUCAGCAUCACCUCGCACCACCCAUCUCUACAUUCACGACUGAUGCCGUGCAAACAACUUCAAAUCAAGGUGCUGGUGCUGACCCAAGACAACUCGAAAAUACCUUCGUACUUAAGGAGCAUUCUAUUGACCCAAGCUAUAUCAUUGGAUCCAAGCCCGGACCAUACGUUGCGGAGCACUCUCGAAGCAUUUUUUGCCGGAUGGGCGCACGAAUAGGAUUUUUUGGCAUUGACGCACGAACGGAGCGUACGCGGAAACAAGUCAAUUAUCCUGAAACUUACCACAUCAUAUUCGAUCGAUUACGAAAAGAGCUCAGCGCGUCAAAAGCUUCCUCGUCUCCUAUCACGCACUUGAUUGUCUUGCUUGGAAUUCCCAUAGCCUAUCCUCGCUUAACAUGGUUAGAGAACAUAUUCAGUUCCCCUCUUAUUGCCCCAAUCAAGUUUCUCAAUAAGAGAUUCGGCUUUGGCGGCGGUUUCUUCAACCACUUCGAUGGAAGCGUAGACUUGUUGGACGAUCUCGAUGACCAUUACACUGCUCGCACACACAAGAAGGAACGCCUAUACCUUGUGGAACAGCUUCAAUCGCUUUCUGCGGAAUACUCUGUUCGAAUCACGAUCCUCGGUGGCGACGUUCAUCUGGCAGCAGUAGGGAGGUUCUACUCAAAUCCUAAACUCAAUGUCCCGGUCCUCCAAGAUCAUCGGUACAUAGCGAAUAUUAUCUCUUCGGCAAUUGUCAACAAACCCCCUCCGCAAGCUGUCGCCAACCUGCUUGCGAGAAGAAACAAGAUACAUCAUUUAGACCCGGACACGGAUGAGACUCUAAUGACCUUCUUCGAUAGAAAUCCUGGGAGUUCCAACAAGACCUCCGGCUGGAAUCAUGUGACCAUGCCAAGUCGAAAUUUCGCCAUGAUUACAGAGAACCAUGAGCUAGGAGCGAAUGGUGCUGCGAAUGGCCAUGCUGGAAAUGGGACAGACGACACAACUGAUCUAUCCAGACAGUCGACACUCAAAGUUAAAGAUGGCCAUAGCUGCUUGCAUGAGGGAGAAGUGGAUGCCGGCAGCAAACACAAGGCUGCCGAUAUGGAAAAGCAUGGGAAAGGCUCUGAUGGCAGUCUCGAUGUAUGCAUCAGAGUCGAGAUGGAUCAGCACGAUCCAGAAGGCAAGACACAACUUUAUGGGAUGACCAUUCCGAUUCUGAAGUAUGAUGGUGCUGCAGAGAACGUUAUGAGGAAGCGAGACGCUAUUCAGGGGAUCAUCAAUCAGAAGGCCUGAACGAGGGAUCUGUAUAAAAUUGGGAGGCACUUUGAGGUUGGGCAUAGUAAUUAGGUUGGAGAUAUCUCUCCUAGAUACAACUAAGGCUGGUUGCAAGCUGGCAGCCACUACAAUGAAAGCUUUGAUUUCCCAACAUAUUUUGGAGCUUUGAUCCAGAGAACAAGCUUGACAAGUCAAGCACAAGCUUGAGCUGAAGCGAUGGCGAUGAUGCUUCAGUUGAUGUGGCGAG
This is a messenger RNA of Hyaloscypha bicolor E, 3099 nucleotides long. RefSeq lists its product as uncharacterized. Lineage: Eukaryota; Fungi; Ascomycota; Leotiomycetes; Helotiales; Hyaloscyphaceae. The record is from RefSeq and is a predicted model, not a curated record. The coding region runs from base 327 to 2870 and encodes 847 amino acids. Gene Ontology annotation, cellular component: membrane. The transcript has 9 exons.